AUGACCAAGUUAGAGGGGAUGUUGCGUGCAUUUGAAAGACGAAAUUUUGCGGGUAAAAACGGGAUUUUCACUGUCAGGUUUCAUCAGCUGGACCGCCCCAUUUUUCUGGAAAGGUGUACCCCGCACACACAAACUGCCACAUCAAAAUCCCCAGAACACUACAACUACCGGGAGGACUACUCCAAGUACCCCAACCACUACAACCACCGGGAGGACUAG
Molecule: messenger RNA, 219 nt
Organism: Neurospora tetrasperma FGSC 2508
Lineage: Eukaryota; Fungi; Ascomycota; Sordariomycetes; Sordariales; Sordariaceae
Exons: 3
Coding region: 1-219 (72 amino acids)
Source: RefSeq, a predicted model, not a curated record